Diabrotica virgifera virgifera (western corn rootworm) is the source of this 1334-nucleotide messenger RNA. RefSeq names its product arrestin domain-containing protein 1. Gene Ontology annotation, biological process: protein transport. The transcript has 9 exons. Gene Ontology annotation, cellular component: cytoplasm. The coding region runs from base 125 to 1294 and encodes 389 amino acids. Lineage: Eukaryota; Metazoa; Arthropoda; Insecta; Coleoptera; Chrysomelidae. The record is from RefSeq and is a predicted model, not a curated record.
AGUAGCUAUCUUCUUAGUUUAUUAUUUAAUGCAUUACUUCGCUUAUCCAUUUGAACAACUCAAUCGUUUGAUAACAUAUCUUAUCUAGUGUUAAAUUAUACUUAGGUAAUAAAAAAUAGUCAAAAUGAGUUGCCAAAUAGUCUUGAGUAACACAGGACCUUACAGUCCAGGAGACACAAUAUAUGGAAAAGUAGUAUGUAAUUUUAGAUCCAGCGAAAGAUUUAGAGGUAUUAUAUGCAAAUUGCGAGGAAGAGAAUGUACGUCUUGGAAUGAACGACAGAGCCAUUACGACACUCGUACCAAAAGAACAAAAUGGCGCACAGUUAAAUACACGGGCGAUAAUAAAUUUCUAGCGUUAAACAUAAACCUUAUGGGCGAAAGUACUUUGCCAGCUGGUUGCUAUGAAUAUCCUUUCACCUUCACGCUUCCACAACCUGGAAUCCCCAGUACUUUUACAAAUAUCUAUGGAUACGUUACAUACUACAUUAAAGCAAACGUAGAUAAAGCAUUUGCUAUUGAUUAUAUAGAUACAGUGGGAUUACAUGUGAUUGCACCAGUAAACUUUAAUUAUAUGCGACAUGAGCUACAACUGAAUCCAAUCACUUAUCAAGAUGAGACAACAAUGUGCUGCUUGUGUUCUGGAAACGGUGUUAUUACAAUGAACUUGUAUUUGGACAAGGAAGCAUAUGUAGCUGGUGAAAUAGCAAACAUUAAAGUGAUAGUGUAUAAUAUGUCCAAUGAAAAUUUUUCAGACCUAAUUUUAUCUCUAAAAAGGCAUACAGAAUAUACAACUACCUCACCAAAUACUCAUCACAAACAUGAAACUGAUAUUAUAGCACAUGCAUCAGAUACAGGAGUUGGUGCCCACGGCGAAAGAACGUACAAUCUCAAUUUUAUGAUACCAGCUACCGCUCCGAUAAAUAAUUUUUCUGGAUGCAGCUUAUUUAAGCAAUGGUUUGUUUUGAAAGUUAAAGGAGUGAUAAAAGGAUUUCAUGCAAACUUAGAAAUAUCCGCUAAUUUAAAACUGGGUCAUAUUCCAUUUCUUGGAAAUUCUGUUGGCUUACCUCCUGCACCAAGUAUGCCUUAUUAUGAACCAGGUGCACUUUCACCAACUCCACUAUUUAACCCCACAUCUAAUUCUCACCUUCCGGCAGACAAUCCAAUGGGUCAACCCUAUUCUGCAGGGCCUUCAUCGACCAAUUUUAAUGGCAGUCCAUAUGGAGAAAACGGUAAACACUCAGGAGAGGCACCUCCUUCUUAUGAAGAAAGUAUAAAACCAUCAGCACCAAGUUAGUUGUAAUAAACAUGAGAAAUAAAAACAUAUUAGUGUAAAA